This is a messenger RNA of Sodiomyces alkalinus F11, 2376 nucleotides long. RefSeq names its product cullin-4A. The transcript is spliced from 3 exons. Gene Ontology annotation, molecular function: ubiquitin protein ligase binding. Lineage: Eukaryota; Fungi; Ascomycota; Sordariomycetes; Glomerellales; Plectosphaerellaceae. Gene Ontology annotation, cellular component: Cul4-RING E3 ubiquitin ligase complex. Gene Ontology annotation, biological process: DNA damage response; protein ubiquitination; ubiquitin-dependent protein catabolic process. Bases 1 to 2376 code for a protein of 791 amino acids. The record is from RefSeq and is a predicted model, not a curated record.
AUGUCCGGCAAGAUGAAGGGCAAGCUUCCCGACAGGCAGCCCAUCGACCUGACCCAGCAGACCGCAUUCCGGCCCUACGCCGGCGCGAAGAAGCUUGUCAUAAAGAACCUCAGGACGUCGUCGACCGAUGAACAGAGCGAAACAUACUGCAAUCGCACGGAACAGGAACUCAGGGAAGCUCUGGUCGCCAUAUUCAGGCAAGAACCGUUGCGACUGUCUCUGGAGAGGCUUUAUAGGGGAGUCGAGGAUAUGUGCAGGCAUGGCAGGGAGAAACAUAUAUACACCCUCCUCUACGACGUCCUCGAGACUCACCUGCAAAGCGACGUCUGGCAAAUCGUCUCCGCCGAAUUUGGUUCCGACAAUAUUGAGAUGCUGCGGGUCGUGAUCAAGCAGUGGCAGCUACUCAACAGGCAGAUUGUCAUCGUUCGAUCCAUAUACAGUUACCUCGACAGGACGUAUGUCCUGGGGGACAAGUCGCUAUACUCUGUUAACGACUUGACGAUUGCGCACUUCAGGAAGAUGCUGUGGGGCGAGAAGACAUCGCUGUCACCCUGGGCCCGAUGUGUGGCUGCCGUUUGCGACAUGGUUGCCUUUGACCGGGCAGAAGACAAGCGCUUCGAUUCCGGACUACUACGAGACAGCAUCAUGAUGUUCCAUGUCCUCAGCAUAUAUCAAAAGUCCUUCGAGAAGGCUUUCCUCAGCGACUCGAAGAAGUAUUUCUUCCACUUCGCCGAGGAGAGAAGCGCGUGGAGCCUGAAGGAGUAUAUCCUAGCCUGCACAGAGUUCCUGGCCUCCGAGGGCCACCGCUGCAAUGCGUAUAACUUUGACACCACGACAAAAAAGCAACUCCUCAAUUCUGCGCAUGACAUCGUGAUCAUAGACUACACGGAGAAGCUCCUGAACCCCGAAAGUCUGGCCAAGCUGUUGGCGGAGAACGAAGUGGGCUCGAUGAAGGCGCUCUACGAUCUGCUGCGGCUGUCUGGGAUCCAGAUCAAGCUCACGGUGCCCCUGACCGAGUACGUCCAACGAGCCGGCGCGGCCAUCGUGGGGGACACCGAGAGGGGCGACGAGAUGGUUAUGAGGCUUCUCGAGCUGAGGAGAUCUUUGGAUAUCAUCGUCAGGGACGCUUUCGGGGGCGACGAGAAAUUCGUCUACGACAUCCGCCAGGCCUUCUGCGCGUUCAUGGACGACCGACAAGCCACCUCGGGCUGGCCGACGGGCACGUCCAAGAUUGGGGAGAUGAUCGCCAAACACAUCGACCUUCUACUGCGCGGCGGCAUCAAAGCCCUCCCCAAGACCCUGCUUUCCGACCACAAGGACCGUGCCGCCGCGGAGCAAAGCGGCCAGUCGAGCACAGGAGACGAAGACGCCGAGCUAGACCGCCAGCUGGAUCAGGCUCUCGAGCUCUUCCGGUUCAUAGAGGGCAAAGACGCAUUCGAAGCUUUCUACAAAAAAGACCUGGCCCGCCGCCUGCUCAUGGGCCGGAGCGCCAGCCAAGACGCGGAGCGGAACAUGUUGAGGAAACUGCGAGACGAGUGCGGUGCUAACUUCACCCGCAACCUCGAGCAGAUGUUCAAGGACCAGGAGAUCGCCAAGGGAGAGAUGGAGGCAUUUAAGGAGCAUACCGCCAGGCUCGAGAGCCAACCGCCUGUCGAUCUGCAAGUGAUGGUCAUCUCCGCCGCCGCCUGGCCGAGCUAUCCCGAAGUCCGACUCCGCAUUCCCAAGGAGAUCGCCAAGGAGGCGGGACGGUUCGAGCAGUGGUACAAGCACAAGCACGAGGGCCGGAAGCUCACCUGGGCGCACUCCCUGGCCAACUGUACCAUCAAGGCCAUUUUCCCCAAAGGCACCAAAGAGCUGUCCGUCAGCGCGUAUCAGGCGGUGGUCCUCGUCCUCUUCAACGACGUAGGUCUGGACGAUUUCCUCAGCUACGAGCAGAUCAGCACCGCCACGGGUCUCCAGGGGGGCGACCUCGACCGGACGCUGCAGUCGCUGGCGUGCGGCAAGGUGCGGGUGUUGACCAAGCAUCCCAAGGGGAGGGACGUCAACCCGACGGACACGUUCACCAUCAACAAGGCCUUCUCGGACCCCAAGAUCAAGAUCAAGAUCAACCAGAUCCAGCUGAAGGAGACGAAAGAGGAGAACAAGGCGACGCACGAUCGCAUCGUGGAGGAUCGCAAGUACGAAACGCAGGCAGUCAUUGUGCGGAUCAUGAAGGCGCGCAAGACCAUGGGCCAUAGCGAACUGCUCGCCGAGGUGUUCAACCACACGCGGAAACGGGGGCCCCUGGAUCCGUCCCAGGUCAAGAAGAUGAUCGAAACGCUCAUCGACAAGGACUACCUCGAACGAGAGGGAAAUAUGUAUCACUACGUGUCAUAG